Molecule: messenger RNA, 1164 nt
Organism: Acipenser ruthenus (sterlet)
Lineage: Eukaryota; Metazoa; Chordata; Actinopteri; Acipenseriformes; Acipenseridae
Product: coiled-coil domain-containing protein 110-like
Exons: 9
Coding region: 247-1164 (305 amino acids)
Source: RefSeq, a predicted model, not a curated record
ACGUGGUUCUGGAAUGUUUGUUUACAUGGAAACCAUCAAUUGGCACUCAUACGAGCUGUAGACUGAGUGCAUAGAUGUACUGAGAAUGUGAUUGAGUAAACUGUGUGAGAUAACUUUAGAAAACUUUCAUUUUUAAGAAGUGACCUUUUAGUAUAAUGUGAAUAUAAUCAACUAAAACGUCCCGGAAGCGUCUUGGAAAUACACAAAACGCGAUAGGCCUCAACUUCACAGGGAUGCAUUAAUAACAUGGAUUACCAGGCAGACUCGACACUAAAGGUACUGCGGCACCAACUUGAAACAUUUGAAGCUCUCCAUCAACAAACAAUGCAGAAUGUCACCACGGUACAGUCAGAAAUUAAUGAAAUAUUCAGCAAUAGUCUAAAGGACAGCAAGAGUCAACAUGGAAGCCAUUCCAAUUCUGUUACUAUCUCUCCAACAAAUACAUUGCAGGAGCUGGAGCAGCAUAUCCAAGAAGGUCUGCAGCUAGGAGGCAACAUAUCGAGACUGAAAGAAGAGUGUAAGCGGUUGGAAAACUGUCUCCUCACCGUGCAGAACGAAAAGCAAAUUCUCCAAGUGGAACUGCGACAGCUUCAUAAAGAUUGUCUUGGUCUUAGGAAUAUCAUUGUGGCUCAGCAUGGUAGUAAGACACAUGACACAUCAAGCAGUUCACUUGGGUCAAAAGAAAUGUCAUACUUCAAAGAUGGUGUCAGCAGUCAUCACAGCCCAGAAGGUCACCCGCGUGAUUUUUCUUGGUUGGAAAAGGGUCAUUCUGCUCCAGGUUUAACAGAGAGAACAUUUGAUGAAGUAAGGAAGAGAUUUGAAGAAGAAGAGCUGCAGAAGAUGCAGAGGUACAAAAGUGCAAUUAACCAUUCUGGUUCAGAGUCAGACAGUAGUGCAGUCAAGAAACUCAGUAAUGCAGCAGACACAAGAGAGAAACUUGCAUCUCAGCUCGAUUUACUUCCAGAUAAACUUCAGCCAGAUGAAUUCAGAGAUACCAGGAGAAACAAAACUGAUCCCCAAAGAAAAAUAUAUCUAAAAUAUGAACCAAGCCGACUUGAAAAUUCUAUAAGAGACCUGCUGCACCACCCAGCAGUGAUGGCAUAUGGAGACAUGAAAAAGGUUCUGCAGAGUGCUUUCGAUUCAAAGGAAAUUGUCGUCUUUUAA